CGACGACUGAUGAGCUCCCGACUCCCGUCCUACAGAAGUGGAAAAACCUCCCCCCGACUAGGGCAUCCCAACAUUCCCAGUGCGUUCAUUCGAUUUACUGUGCGCCUUUGCAUUGUCGCUCUCACGGCGCAUCCGUCCGAGUUGUUCGUUGAGACGCAAGGACCGAGGGAAAUGUCUAGAAUUGUUCAGAACGCAGUAAUGCCAUUCCUUCACUGGGGCAAAAGACCGACUUGCUGAAGUCUUCGAACGCGGAACUGGUCCAUCACUCUCAGGUGGAUUGCCGAGGUGCGCAUUUCGGCAUCGCUGUCCUGCUCGCAUUUGAACAGUGCGUCUCCGAGUGGUUUAUGUACCGGCUAAAGUCCGUUUGGGAAGGGGAGAUUUGUGAAGUGAGAGUAGCAAGGACCUUCCUCGCAUACACGUCCUUUAGUGUGUUCAGUGUCUCUUCCGCAUUUCACUCCAGUCGGUGUGCUUGCUCGUCGGUGAUUUCUGUGCAAUCGACUUCGUCCCUUGUUGGUGGACGGCUGUUUUUGUUUUGGCUGCCGUGCGGUGUCCUUCGCAAGGCGAGUGAACUUCUAGUGGGUGGUAAUGAAGGACGGGUGUGACGAGGUGGACCUUAAAGUAUACGUCAGGGGGUCGCGUUCGUGUUAGAAGGCCGGUCGCCGUACGGUCGAUCGGUUUUUGGCCGCGUAUCGAUUUUUUAUUUUGUGUGUACAUUCUUUCACCCCCUAGGCCCAGGCGGCGCAUCCACCACCACCCCCGCCGCAGCUUCAAAAGGACUCGGCUUUCUGCUGUAUUUCCGUGUGUUUGGUGUAUGUGAAUGGCUAAAGUUUUGUGGCCGCAGUAAGAAUGGUCGUUAUGCACUAGGGUAUCUAGUCGACGAACUCCCCCGCAACCAAACGGUUCGAAUAGACAAAUAACGCGGAAACGCGGGUGGACGCGCGGCAUUCUCGGGAAUUUUAAAUAGUUUUCCAUGAAAAAAAAAAUUGGUUUAAUGAAAAAUGUUGGGAUGCGGGUCGAAAUUAAAUGCCACCCCUCGAUGCAAUGCCAUGCAGUUACCUGCGGGUGGAUAAUUUAUUCUGUUAAUCCUAAUUAAUGUCCGUUCGUGGUCCUUGUGUACACUCGUGUGGUUCCAUCGUGGACGCGAUUAGACAAAAAUAGUUUGUUCUCCUUUCCAUGCUGGAAGUUCCUCCGACGUACAUUAAAGGCGGUGACUGCCUAUUAACUCGAGCAGGGGUUUUCCGUGAUAUGAAAGUGCAGUAUUGGAUGUUAGUGUAAUUUGUUCGACCAUUUCCUGAAAACAUAUUUUCCUGCUUUCCCCGAUGCCUAGAUUCUUCCCGUGAUAGGAUCUAAGAAAUUGCCGGCAGCAUAUGGAGAAUAUAGUUUUCUAAGUGCAGUGAAAAUUUGCAUUUUACGUGAGGUGAAUGUGUACCGACUGACUCUAAUCCUGCUCACUAAUUACUUAAUGGAUUGCUUCGGCGGAGGAAUGGAUAAAAUGCGCAAUAGACGAACAGAAUGAUUUAGAUCAGAUACAACUAGGAGAAUUUUUACUACAGGACAUAUCUAGAACAUAAUCAAAGCAACUGAAAGAACUGUAAAGCGAUUUUUAACAAGAUUUCGAAGCACGAAUAAGUCUGAACAAAGGAAUUUUUAAAUCGAUUUUUGAACAAAUUAGUCAGAAAAGGACGUGAGUCGUUUGAAAAGUGGAUUCAAAUCUCAAAUGGCAAACCGGUGGAUAUAUCAAAAACAGCGAAAUGGAGAACAUAACGAGCAAUAUCGACUACAAGCAAUAACAAAACGAACUGAGCGAUAUCACAUGAAAUCGUGGACUGACCAAUCAAUACUGUCCUCUGAAUUCAUAUAAUGAAUGAAUCUAUUUGAAAUUGAAUAUCGAAAGCAUAUGCAAAGCAACUAGACUGCCAUCUAAUCAAUUAGGCUAGAAUUGCUCUAUCGAAUAAGUAGAAAAAAAAAUCAACGCCAAAAUAUGUAGCGUUUCGCAUGAAAACUAUCAUCAUCGCAUCCAACAUUCAAUUAUUUCCAGUACAAAUAAUUGAAAUUAAAAUUGGACAUACAAAUGGGAAUCCGUCGAAUUGGAAUUCCGAUAAGCGAAAAAUAUAUCGAAAAUUAAAAGCUCUUCAUAAAAUACUUUUAAUCAUAUCAAAAUGUCAAUAACUGGAUCCCUGGUCGGCUAUGAAAACAACAACGAAAUCACAAUCACGAAAAAGACUCACACAUCAUCAUCCACAGCAAUAGCCUCGACGAAUCGUUCAUUGCUCAACAUCACCACGACCUCGGGCGGCUCAAUAACAAAACCAUGUCCUAGCCUGAAUUCAAGCAUUAGCAAUUCGAUUAUAACAACGGCCAGUAGCAAUUUGAGUGCAGGACAUCAUCAACAUCAUCAGCAUCAACAAAAUGCCAAAAACCAAAACAUGUCCAAUCGGAAGAGUCAACAGAAACAACAGCAACAGCAUAAAUCCUACCAUCAAAAGCAAUUGGAAGGACACCAUCGCGCAGGUGGUGGCGGUAUAGGUGGUGGACAGAAUCAGGAUGGUGGCGUAGCCGUCAGUCAUUUGCACUUGAAUUCGUUAUGGUCAAUUUGGUAUGGAAUCCUAGUCACCCUCUUUCAGGGAUAUUUAGCUGUACAUGGCGCCUAUCGAUUUCUAGGUUGCUCACUAGUCCAAUGGAAAAUAGAGCCAAUAAUCGAGCUCAACAUACAAAUAGUAAUAUGCGGAGUCGUUUUCAUUUUGCUGCCACUAUUCUUCGCCUCGGCCGUGUUCAAGGUGGGAAACUUAGCCAACGAUGGAAUCAAGCUUGGCACUAUGGCGCAUAGUAGAUGUUCAAUUUCACCACAUGAUGGAUUGGAAGAGGAAGCCAAAGGUGGUACAGUACGUGCCCUGUGGACGCAUGGCGGGCCUACAGCGGCUUUUGUUCACAUUGUCAUUGCAUUGUGCCUACUCCUGCCCAGAUUGCUGUUGGAGGCGCGCAUCAUUGAAAAUGGAUUGCUGCCAAGAGAAAAUAUCUGGCGAAAUGAAUUGGAUUUUCUCGGAUCGAAUCGAGAACGAUUAGUGGUGAUGUCCUUCACAACAUCUCCUUACCAGAAUCGAACCUUCGGUGGAAACGAUACAAACUACUAUUGGGACGAUGACAACAGCACUUCACAUUUGCCACAAAAGAAUAUUGGGCACGUGUAUAAAUUCUACCCCAAAUUACCAGUCUUUGAAUCGGAAGCAGUGGAACAAUUUGCCCCGGAUAAUAGCGAGAUUAUGGACUCUCAUGAAAACCUAGAAAUGGAGCCAACAAGUAGUUCAGCGACUCCGAUGAAAAUAGUCAAACAUUCGAAAACAACAGCGACGACACCCAAGAUCACACCAAGUAUUUCCACGACAAGGACAGCCAAGUCCAUUCGCAACGAAUCAAGGAAGAAUGGCAGCAGAAGUCACCGAAAACAACCUCACAAGUCCAAUAAAUCUAGUGAAGAAAAACGAUCCCACUACAAACUAGAAGAUGUCAACAGAAGUCUAGAACUAAAGUCUGAAAAAUUCGAUUUUAACAACUUCAAGGAUAUCGAACUCUCCACAGUUUUCGAGAGUACAUCACAUUCGAAAUCACACCGAACAACACCAUCAACAAAAAAACAUACCAGCAGUCUUGCAUCAAAAGCAACACUUGCGCCUAAAACCACCCCCACUGAACCUACAAUGGUUCGUCGAUACACUCAAACGACAACCACAAGACUAACCAGCUUACCUGAUAGUGACAUACACAUUGUGAAACCAGAAAGACUGCCGGAGAUCAUCCCCUCCACACCGAUUGCAACAAACUCGAAAAUUAUCGAAAUCAAACCGAAAAAAGUUCAGAAACGAACAAUCAUGGACGACUCGGCUGACGAGGAUGCUGUCAUAGUUGAAAUUCUCCCAGAAGCCCUUAUUGGGGCUGUCCAGGCGAAUCUGUCCUCGUAUUCGCUAGUCAAAUUGGACGGUUUCUCAGGAGUUUUGCAGCGAUUUUUCGGGAUCGAAAAACCCAUAGAUACUUCGUCCUUCUCGCAUCCUCCAAGCAUGGAGUUCCUAAAUCUAGUUGUAGCAAUGAUAGUCUGGUCAGUGCGAUAUCCUGCUGUUUUCUGGAGUACGACAAAAUCGUUUGCAACUGUUUUUAGUAUUCAAAUGGUUGCAAAUACUGUGGAUAUUAUCCUUAGCUAUGUGGGAGUUUCAACGCUCUACAAACUGCAGAUUGUUGGAAAUGUCCUGCCUACGCAUACGCCAGGACUGCUUCUAAACGCAGUCGUGACUCUUUCGUUGUUUCUUUUGUCCACGAUACUGAUCAUCGCUUCAUCCUUGAUAUUGUAUUUGUACGGACACGGUAGGCUUGCAGCAAGGAUGCGAGAUCGUUGCAUGAUCACAGUGAAAAAUAGUGAAACUUGGAUCUAUUUCGCCCACUGUGCUUCCCUCUGCCUAGUAUUAGCUCUGGCAGUAGUCAAGGCUCCUCUAAUGCAUGACCUGAGCGCUGCAUACAGAGGAAGCUUGGACAACUCAAUACUUUGCUCAGCUCUUGGAUCAGUCAUACACCUAUUUCUAUGGAUCGUGAUUUGGCUUGGACUAACAGCUAAACGUCGUUGGUCCUUCAAACUGCCACCCCUUGUCCAGUAUGGAACCGGAUCAGGUGCAACUCAACCGUUGCUGAUUUCAACACGGGACGGUGGUCAUAGUGACUCGAAAGGACUUAGUACAACAUCAAGUACUGAUGGUGUUGAGGAUACAAUUUAUUGGCCGAAAAUGACACCGAAUUCACCGAAAUUAAAGGUUACAUUCAACGAAGUAACGAGUACGUCCGAAGAUGUCCUAAUAAUCGGCGAACAUGAUGGCAAGCGCUGUACGACCGGUGGAACCACGAUAUGUAUUACCAGUGUUACGGGGGAGGCUGAUGACGGAGACUAUGCUACCCUAAGAGCUGGAGUAAUCCAAGGCGGUGGCUGUCCGCUAAACGGAGUGGAUGGAACAACAAAUGGUAUCAUUGGUGGUGGUCCUAGUGGUGGAAGCAUAUUGCAUUUAAGUGAAUACGAUGAACUCCCACCGCCACCGGAGCAACUACUCCCGCUACCCUCGUGUAACACAGUUAAUGGAAUAGAUUUUGUUGAUGAUAACACCUCGGAGGAAGGUAAGCUGCUGGCGUGUGUACGCGAUGAUAGUGUUACGUAUGCAUCAACAAGAGACCUUGAACCUCCGCAACCACCUCCACCACCCACGGUUCAAUCGCCCAUUGUAGCACCACAACAACACAUCGAGGUGAUGCAUCUGGGAUCACCGGUUGAUUUGGUUAGUCCAUUGGCUCCGGUUACGGUCACCGUUCAUACAAAUGAGGCACAUAUAGCUUCAAGCUCAACACCACGUUGCUUACGUCGUGCCGAUUCAGGUGUCCCAAAUGAAGCCUUAACACCACGUAGCGAUACAACUUCAACAACAGAGAGUACAACAUCUCCGCCUGAACGAGCACCCUCCGAAUCAUCGAGUGGCGUUCAUUCAGGCGAAGAACGCGAGGAAGUUGUUAUCCGUCCACGUGUUGUUGCCAAAGCUACACCAAAACCGCCACCGCCUGUUAUCCAGGAGGAACCAUUUAGUCGUUCCACCAACAUGAAAAUGUCUAGCUUCAAUAUUGACACCAAAUCCAGUGCCACUUUGCCUCUAACACGAAACACGCCUGAGCCAAGGAUCGACUAUUCACAUUGUAGUACUAUGCCGCUACCCCUGGGAUGCCAUCAAGCUCAAUAUAAACCGCAAAUCUACACUCCAACGGCAUCCACAAAACAACUGAUGCAUACCACCCUCCCGAAUGGAGUUCGCUACUCCAACCCUCAUUUACUCAGACGAAUACCACACAUAGCAAAGGCUGAAUCACCCUACGGUCAUUUAGGUUUGGGUGCAGGACAUCAUACAUUCUCGAAGCUACUUCAGGAUCCACUACAUAGUCUGGCGGCCACUUCUAUUCCUGAGGACCGUGAUUCCGCGAAUUUCUCCAUGUCAUCGGAAACAGAACGGGAGUGUCUCUACGCUAAUGCUCAGCAUAUAAACUAAAGGAAAGGAAGUAAAAAAAGUUAUGAAAAAAUUUAUCUAAAUUUCCGCAGUCUGCAAAUACUCACGCACAAACGACGUACCCAUACAAAUUAGGUUUGUUCUAAGUUACAGUGACCUUCCUAGGAUUAACUAUUAACACAAAACCCUAAAAAGGAUAUCUAAUCUAUGAGUACAGAUAACAAUCUAAGUUAAAUUUAGUUGAAAUUUCCUAUUUUUUAGUUUUUUGUACAAAAUGUUUUCUCGAAUUAGCUAAAAGGAAAUAUAGAGUUAGACUUUUAGGUUUUCUAAGCUUAGGGACAUAAUUUAAGCUUAAGCCUUUAUAUCAAUUGCGACAAAUCUCAAAAGGAUAUUUAAAAAAAAACUAAAAAAAUACUAAAAACGAAAGAAAAAGGCUUGAAUAGUUUUUGAAACUGUACAAAGGAUUCAUCGCGUCGUUUCCUAAUUUCUAUGAGAUUUAAUUAGGUAUUGAUAUAAUUUCUGUUUUUAUACAAAUACUUGCAUAUAUAUUCCAAUAUUUAUAACAAUUUAUUAUAAAAUUAUAUAAUUAUUUCGCUUUGUUAAGUUUACACACAUGUAGAUGGUAAGAGUGUGAAUUUUCUAUUAAACAAAUGAAAACAAUAGUUGAAUAGCUGGAAAGGUCGUGAACAGAAAAAAGAGCUCCACCGUAUGGUCCAAAUGUAGUUUCAGUGUCUACGAUAUAUGAAUUUGUACAAUAAUAAAAACAAAUGCAUAAAUAAUAUCACAACAUACACAUCCUUGUUUCCUUCAUUCAUUUUUUUUUUGAUUUUACAUCACACUCCAUUCAUUAAAUUUAACUUCUUCCAUUUUUAACAGUACGCAAAAAUGUGAAGAAAUUUCCAUGGAGGAGACUAGGUAAGUUACAUAAAAAAAUAAAAAAAGUUAUUUGAAAUAUCCUUUAAAAAUUUUCAUUGUGGAACCCUCCAGCGUGUUCUAAUCUUAGUUUUCCUUAAACGUUAACAAGAGUUCUAUUGAAAGGUUUCAUCCAAUAGUCCUGAGAGUGUCCGUCUUGAGCUUGCGGUCAGCCAUCUGAACACCAGACUAGACGGACCACAGCCAGCUCACUGAAAACCCGAAGGACUCCCGCUCCCAGAACACAAGAAAACUUGGCAUUAUAUCUUCAAAUGUAUCUUCACUUUGUUUUUUUACAUAGUCUCCUUGUAAGUCCAUAGACAUUAGUGAUGCUCCUAUCCCUUCAGCUCAUCUUAAAAGUUCUUGGCGGGUUUUUUUUCAAAAAAUAACUUCUCCUGUAUUUUCACAAUUCCCGAGGAAACCGUAAAUCAAUUAAGUUCCCCGGGCUCACACUCUUGCCCAACGCUUGGUUUAGGUUCCUAGUCUCCAUUACAACCCUUGAGCAGUGAAGCAUCACAUGGUCUGGAUCCUCCGGUAUACCACCGGAUCUAGGAUAAUCCGGUGCAAAUACUGC
This is a messenger RNA of Hermetia illucens (black soldier fly), 7506 nucleotides long. It is a transcript of the gene tinc, whose product is annotated as protein tincar. The record is from RefSeq and is a predicted model, not a curated record. NCBI's taxonomy places the organism in Eukaryota, Metazoa, Arthropoda, Insecta, Diptera, Stratiomyidae. The transcript has 8 exons. The coding region runs from base 2160 to 6062 and encodes 1300 amino acids.